Pleuronectes platessa (European plaice) is the source of this 3944-nucleotide messenger RNA. RefSeq names its product MYC-associated zinc finger protein b (purine-binding transcription factor) (gene mazb). The record is from RefSeq and is a predicted model, not a curated record. Gene Ontology annotation, biological process: regulation of transcription by RNA polymerase II. Gene Ontology annotation, molecular function: RNA polymerase II cis-regulatory region sequence-specific DNA binding; DNA-binding transcription activator activity, RNA polymerase II-specific. The coding region runs from base 867 to 1985 and encodes 372 amino acids. Gene Ontology annotation, cellular component: nucleus. The transcript is spliced from 7 exons. NCBI's taxonomy places the organism in Eukaryota, Metazoa, Chordata, Actinopteri, Pleuronectiformes, Pleuronectidae.
UUUAAGAGCGAGUGGGACAUAGCGGUGCGAGGAAAAGGAGAGGAGGGGGAGAAGAAAGAGGAAUUAAAAAAGAAAAGGAAGAAAGAGACAGGGAGGGAGGAGGGAGAGCGGGCGAUAAAAAAAGAAAGAUGACAUCCUCGCAGCUGAGCGACCGAGGUGGAGCGAUGGGCUGCGGCCCGGCGACAGCGCCGCUCGCCGGGGUCACGGCUUGAAACCGACAGCGAGGCUUCGACAAACACCCGAGUGGCCUAUUGAGGGGAAAUCGGAAAAAACAGAUCCUCAAAAUUAAAAGGAAAGCAUGGGCUGCGGUGCCGCCAGACGCGCGUGCGACUACCCAUAUGUGCUUCCGUGCGUAAAAAGCGCAUUUAUUUUACGCAGAUUGGUUUUGGUUUGUUGCUAAAGUGUAACACCGAGCUGUGCGUGGGUUGUUUUGGAGGUUCUUUUUUUUUCUUUGGGGGGGUUGGUAUUAUUUGUUAAGGAAGUUUAACAGGGUGCUGCUGCGCGUUCAGGGAGAUUUGAUGAAUUAAAGUUAGGAAGCAAAGUGAAAGGAGGAACAGGCCCGUGCAGGAGCUGGCCUGCUCCGCCACCACCGCCGCCGCCGCUGCCUCCCUGUGCGCACACGGCCGCGCUGCGUUACCCAACAGCUGCGUGCAUGUUAAUGUCGGAGCAUUAGGCCGCCUCGAUGAGAACAGCACCAUUUCUGCAGAGCACUUCAUCCACGUUUUUGCGAGAGAGAGAGUCCGGGAGGCCGCGGAUCAUCGCGCUGCAGGACGCACGGUCGUGUGCGCCGCCACCAUCGCUGGGCCCAGUCGCACCAUGCACAGGAUCCCAAUCAGGAACUGACUUUAUAAUCUCCGUGGCGCAAAAUGGAUGCUGCUUGGAGCAAUUUCCUCUUCCAGCAUACUCCCACCCAAAACCAAGUGGAGGGGAGUCUCCAAUCAGAGCUCAUGCCCGUGCAUACGAGUUCUCCCCAAACCCCACCCACAGAGCACAUAGCACAGCCUCCUUCUACUGUGGACACUGCUGCCCUCAAUGAGGAUCCCCUGCCCGUGAAGCCAGUGUCUCGGCCGACCCGCGUGCCCCACAUCUGUGCCAUCUGCAACAAGCAGUUCAAGAACAACUACAACCUGCGGCGGCACCAGUCGGUCCACACUGGGCGGCCCUCGAAUCCCAACCCGAACCCGGUGAGGAAGAACCACGCCUGUGAGACGUGCGGGAAGGCCUUCCGCGACGUCUACCACCUCAACCGCCACCGCCUGUCCCACUCGGACGAGAAGCCCUUCUCCUGUCCCAUCUGCCAGCAGCGCUUCAAGAGGAAGGACCGCAUGAGCCACCAUGUGCGCUCCCACCAGGGCGGAGUGGAAAAACCCUACGUCUGCCCCCACUGUGGCAAGGCUUUCUCCAGGCCUGACCACCUGAACAGUCACGUCCGACAGGUGCACUCCUCAGAGCGACCUUUCAAAUGCCCAACCUGUGAGUCCAGCUUUGCCACGAAGGAUCGAUUGCGUGCGCAUAUGAUCCGCCACGAGGAGAAGGUCCCCUGCCACAUCUGUGGGAAGCUCCUGUCUGCUGCUUACAUCACAGAUCACAUGAGGGUGCACAACCAGUCGCAGCACCACGCCUGCCACCUGUGUAACCGCAGCUUCACCACGCUGACGUACCUCCGUGUCCAUGCCCAGAAGCACCACGGCCAGGAGUGGAAAGACAGUCCGGGGGGCUUUGGCGGCACAGCCUCCGGUGGCGUGCUCGUCUGCCACUUGUGUGGCAUCCACUGCAAGACGCCCACACAGCUCCAGGGGCACAUGGGCACCCAUGGCAACAACCACGGUGCCCCGAGCCCCGUCACCUCUAACGUGGGUGCCGGCAGCUCCAUCUCCCUCAGCAGCAUGGUGGCAGCACCCACUGUGUAUGUCACCGGCAACACGGUGGUGGACCUGCUCGUCACAGACUGCUCUAGCAUCGCAGCACCGCAGCAACACAGUUAGCAAUAGAGAGCCCAGCAAUAAUAACCUCAGUCCCUUAGCGGAGGGCAAGGUGGGAGAAGGUCGGAGUUACUCGUAGAUGCUGAUCCGGUUUCAGUUCUGUCAUGUCCCCCACUUCUAGGUAAGGUCAGGAUCGGGGGUGGGGGAGAUUCACACAGCGCUGCGGAGCUGGAGCGUCAGGAGAACCGGAGGCAGAGGAUACGUUGUAUUAAUAGAGCGAUGAAGUCAUGGAAAAAAGGGACGGUUGUGGCUGCAGCAGGUUCACAGACACUUAACGACAAACAUGGAUGUGUCGUCCAAAUAUUCCUGAAUGCUCUCGUGCAUUAAAGACUCCAAUGAAACUGUGGUAUUGUGAGCAUCUACUGUAUUACUCUCCCCUCUCUGCCCUGUCUCUCUCUUUGGCUGCUCUCUGCAAGUGCACCAAGUACUGUAUAUCUCACACCAGCUCUGAUCUUACCUCCAUUUUGCAACUCACGUACUGAGAAUCCAAAUGGCUCGUGUUUUUUUUUUAAGUAGGGUGAGAGAAGGACCCUACAUAGACAUAACGGAGAAACACAAUAGUCGGGAAGCUGCGUGCUUGGGUGUGGGUGUGUGUGUGUGUGUGUGUGUGCAAGUCAGGGGCUCUUCUAGCAUGGUAGUGUGUUUGUCUACAUAAAGUAAAAUAGAUUUCGAGCUAGUUUCUAGAGGGCUGUUUCUAGAUCAGGAAAGAUGACCAGGCACCCGUCGUGGUUGGUGUGUAAUCGUAUCGUGGGAUGUACUUUUUUCAUUUGUUUUCUUAACGUACAGAGAUAAGAAUAGAGUCGUGUUCAGGAGUGUCAAGCACCUUAAGUUGUUAUUGUUUGAUCCGGCGUGGAUCAAAAUGGGUUUGAGAUUUCUUGGGUUUUCUUGCUCUGAGUCUUCCUCUCUGGGUCUGGCCGUGUUUUAAAAAGAACAAAAAGAAAAAACAUACCUGCUACUCAACACUUCGGCUUCGGACAUGGCGAUUCUUGCACCAGAGAACUACCUUCUGCAUGAAAACAGGCUCGCUCGGUCAUGCUUAACGUUAGGGAGGCGUCACAACAAAAUAAACUUUUAGCAGUUUCGCUAAGUUAGUCGCCUGUAAACAAUAAUAUUUAUAAAAGUGUUGAUUUUUAUUCAGAAUAAUUUCCGUUGGCCAUUCAUUUGAUUGUAACUGUCUCUGCCAUAGUCCUUUUUUUCGUUUUCUCUAUGUAUCAGUCCAACGAGUGAAACUUAUGCAUUAGAUUUAGUCAUCUAACUCUCUGUAUAGCACAUAAUGUUCUGAACACAAGUCAUUAUCGUUCCACAUUAAUCACGGGAAGAGUGCUCACUUGUUCAUUGCCUAUGUUUGGUUUGAGUCAUGUCAUGAGUGGAUGUGUGGUGUCGGGGAAAGGGCUCAAAAAGUCACAAGUCAGGCAAAGAAGUCCGAUGGGAUUUCGACAACACCAAUUGGUAUGCUGUAAACAAAUCCUGGUUUUUGUACUGGAGUGCUUUUUCAGUUUUGUGUUCAUAUGUUACCUUCGGAUCUGUAGUUGUUUCUUUCCUUUCUUUCUUUCUUUCUUUGGAAAUGUGUUCUUCCUGUUGAGAAAAGUAGUGAUUUAUUCAAAAAGUUAAUUUUAGGGUUUCCUCCAUCACACUAAGAAAAAAAGUAAUACCUCUACUCUAGGAUUCUGUACAGCUCUUGUGAUACAUCUUAAUGCCUUAUCGUACUCAACUGCAUUUUAAUUCUUUUAUGAUGAGAUAUUUCAAAUCUUAGUCAUGGAUUCAUUAAGAAUAUUAAUGGGAUGUAUUUAUAUUUAUAUUUUUAUAUUUCUCAACAGUAUGCAUGUCUAAAAGGUUGUUAGAGCAAAAAAAAUCAAUGAUGCUUACUACAGUCAUAAAUAUUAUCUUAUUUUGUAGAUGAAGUAGAUGAACAUGUUAUUAUUUUGUAAUUUGGACAGUUUAAAGUAAAAAGGGUAAACAGGC